AGAUCGGGAAGAGCUCUGUUUAGAAGACGUGCGCGCGCGGCGUCGUCUUGGCUCUCGUUGCCUACGACCAAAACAAACUUUUGAGUUUUUUGAACGCUAAGUCCCACUGUCUUACGUCCUCCUAAGUGCCUUUCCACGAAGGUACACCAUCCACUCCACCCCUCGGUAAACCAUUACACCCUUAGGGCCGGUGCGCGAUAAAGAAUAUCUGAAAGCAAGAGACUGAGCAACAGCUGAUCCACCCACGUGCUCCUGCAGCACUAAUAAUUUCGGCGGUGCCCGUGUGGUGAUGCGAGGAGGCUCUGGGUAACCGAGCGAGUCGGCGCGCCAUGACCAACCUCAACCGCAUCCGGGUCGUGGUGCUGGGCAGCGCGAGAGUCGGCAAGUCCGCCGUCACGGUGCGCUACCUCACCAAGCGAUACAUCGGGGAGUACAGUUCCAACAGCGAUUUUCUGUACCGGCAUAAUGUGACUUUCGACAAUGUGACGACGGAAGUAGAAAUACUGGACACAUCCAAAUGUGCAACGUCGCAUUCUCACCGAAUGAUACAGGACAAGAAACAGGCGACGGGCUGCCUGUACGACCACAUCCGGUGGGGCGAGGCGUUUGUGGUCGUGUACAGCGUGUGCGACCGCGCCAGCUUCAACGACGCGCACGAACUGCUGGACAAGCUGGCCAAGCUGAAGCUGCCCUCCUACUUCACGACGCUGCUGCUCGGCAACAAGCGAGACCUCGACCACUCGCGUGAGAUCUGCGUGGACGCGGGCCAGGAGCUGUCGCUGCAGUACGGCUGCCAGUUCUACGAGGUGAGCGCCGCCGAGAACUUCGCGGGCGUCUCGCUGGCCUUCCAGUCGCUGCUGCGCGAGGCGCGCUCCGUGCAGCUGCUGCGCGCGCUGCCCAUCCGCCGCAAGCUGGGCGUCAACUCGGUCAGCAAGGUGCUCGGCAACAUCUUCGGCAAGAACAGCAACAAGGCCUCCGGCGACCGCAAGAAGAGGCCGUCGCUCUCCAUAUAGCUGGCCCGCCUGUGCCCCGGCAGUGGGGCCUGACGACGCCGUCGCCGUCGCGUCCGUUCCUACACACUGUGCGCCGAGGGACCGCCGGGGUGUCCCACCGCAGCACACGGUGCGGCUGGGUGCCGCAUUCCUCGAGUACCUAGGCAGCUGUCCGUGGACAGAAUCUCUCGCGUGAGAACGACUCGAGGUUUCGAGGCUUCCCACAUGAACUGCAUCUCACAAGAAGUGCUUUGCAUAAGAUGCGAAGACGUGUGAUGCUUGUUAGAAGCUCCCCAUUCGAGACUGCCCUGUUUUAGAGGGCAUAUUUAUACACAGUAUUGACUAGAUUCGUUGACCUACGAUUUGGGUACGUGGCCUUACCGACAGUAGGUUGUGCACUGGAAUACCCCCCUCCAAACGUAGGGAUCAAAGUCGCUCCUAAAUGGACCCAACACACUUGCAUUAAUGUGCAGCGGAAAUGAUCCAACAUUUGACAUGUUGAAGUCUCUACCAGUCAAGUUCUUUAAGGUCGAGAGCGAAGGUAUCGCUACAAAUACAAGAGGCAGCUGACAAGCGUUUGCUUCCAUCCCAGGAGACACUGAAGAUUCUACGAGUGUCAUGACAGUAUGAACAAAUUCAGUGUUGCUUUAAAGCGGGUGUGUCCAACCUAUCAGCUUAACUGGACCACAUUGCAAGAAGAGUAUUUUUGGGCAGCACAUAAUAUACUUAAAACUAACACGCUGGAAAGAGAGAGAGGGGGGGGGGGGGCAGGAGGGAGACAGUCGAAGAUUUAGCAGGAAUUUUAAAUUGAAAAUAUUCAUUUUACCAUAACAAUUGGAAUUUUAUGGACUUUGUUUUGUAGCCGAUCGUGUGAUACACGUUCGCUUUUUGGACCGCGAUGUUGCUUGCUUAGCAUCGUAUACGGCUCGCGGGCCGCGGGUUGGACAUCCUUGGUUUAAAGUUUGAUGCCGGCCGCUGUAGCCGAGCAGUUCCAGGCGCUUCAGUCCGGAAUCGCGCUGCUGCUACGGUUGCAGGUUCGAGUCCUGCCUCGGGCAUGGAUGUGUGUGAUGUUCUUAGCUUAGUUAGGUUUAAGUAGUUCUAAGUCUAGGGGGACUAUGACCUCAGAUGUUAAGCCCCAUAAUGCUUAGAGCCAUUUGACCAUUUAAAGUUUGCUGACGGCUGUCAAACUGUGUCAGAGGAGAAAACUCAUAAUUUAUCCGUGCCAAAUUUUGUUGUUACUUGUUCCUACUCUGCGGAUAAUCGGUAGUCUGUUGUAAUGGUACAUAUUACUUCUCAGUCCGAAGCACAUCUUCUAGUCCAGAAAAAGAAGACUCUGUAAAGUACUUCGAUAGCAAGGGAAGUCCGUCACCUCGAACGCUCAGAACCGCACGAAAAUGUCCUUGGGAUAUAAAUCGCUCACCCCAGAAAACAUGGGUGUAAGCCAUUCGCAUGCAGAACUGCGCGUUUUACCAUGACAGGCAUUUGAAUGGCCACCUGUUCAAAGUAUAACAGUGUAAGUUUCGUAACGAGAAGAAAUGAAACCUCGAUAUAAUAGGACUAAAAAAUGCCCACAUUUCAAUGUCGUCAGUUAGUGGUGUACAUCCCUCUGAUUAAAAUAAUUACACUGCCUGAAUAACAAUCUUUCUCGAAUGGUCUCGUAGUGUUGCAGUUAUUCGGUCUACAAACUGCAGUUGAGGAAUUACAGCAAAGUGGAACAGAACAAUAUGUACAAUCACUUCUGCACACCUAACGUCACACUAACAUUAACCGACUUUUAUCAAACAUACAGUAAUAAGCUUGGACUUGGGCGCAGGAAGUUUGUUGAACAGCAUAGAGUGAAGUCUGAUGGUGAAAUUAUGACCGUAAACAAACCUUCUUGUAGUUUCCGAUAGUAUAGUCACAAAAUCAAUAAUACUUCUAGAGUAUACAUUGCCAAAGAAGUACACAUCAGGAGAUUGGCAAUAUUUUGUUUUCUUCGGUGUGGUUUUGGUCCUAUUACAUCGAUAGUUUGUUCCUUCUCGUUAAAAAAGUUCCUCACCUAAACAUCGAAUAGGUGAUCAUUCAAAUGCGUCUCGCUGUAAGAUGCGCUGUUUUGCAUUUGAGUGAAACAUACCACUGUUUUUGGGGUGAGACAUUUGUAUUAUAAGCUAAUUUUAGUGCGGUUCUAAACGUUUCAGGUAACGCACUUGUCUUGUUAAAUUAAGUAUCCCGUGUUAUUUAGUGACUGACCCUUAUAAACAGCAUAAAUGUUUUGUGAGUUAAUGAAGUGAGGUCUAUUUAUGACUUUAGUUCGUAAUGGUCUGCAGCUGAGGUGUUUAUAUUCCGAAAUGACAGUCGGCGAUAAACGUGACCGAAAUGUUGUUUCUUGUAUUAGAUCUAGACGCACUUGAUGUGGAUCUUGUUUUACGGUGCGGUGCAAACAAAUACUCGGUGACAUUUUAACUUGUUUUUGCGAACUCCAUCUAAGCAAAACAUCCCUGCACAUUUCAAUGCACCGCAAUGGCAAACAAAAUCCAUCUCGUCUGCAUCUCGUCUGCAUCUCGUUUCGGAGUGUAGGCACGAUGAGAGGACUUAACAGCUGCCUUUCCUUAUUGGCAUGGCUUAGUAAGAUCCGAUUCUUCUACUGGUGUUGGCACAACACAUUGUACUCAUAUGUGGCUCCAUAGCCCUUCUCAGACACAUGUUAAUUAUUCAGUUUCUAAUUAUCUUUCUUGGGCUUGUCGAAUGUGAGGAAGAUACCACUUACGAGUCACUUAGUGUGUAUUGCUGAUCGUAUGACAUGUCCAGUAUGUGACAGGCAUUUUCGUGGACUUUGAUGACUGCCUAAUAUUCACAUACGUCAACUACAUCCGAAUAAAUACGUGUAAAUUAAUUACAAGUUCCCAGAGACGUUUGAGACACAAGCGUUUAAAGUAAUGAUAUUUGCUGAUGUACAUAAAAGGAUGAAGACAUAAAUGUAUAUAAAGAACAUUUUGCACCAAGUGAGUGAAUUUGAGAUUCAUUGUGUAAUUUAAGAAGUGAAACCACGUGCCUUACAGACAUUAUAGUAUUAUGACACAUUCCUUCAUCGCAAUGAUAUUUUUAUAAAAUGAUUUAUUGUAAAUAGUCAUCAACUGUUCUAUUACUUUAAGAAACGGUGUUACAUGUCCUUGUAUUAUACCUACAGAUGCUUUUUUAAUGCAACAGUGCUAAUUAGUAUUUGUCAUGGCCAUUCACAUCCGUGUACAAUAAAAAUUCCACAUUUUAUGAAUGUAUAUAACAGAAUCUAAUUUUCGAUUGCUGUGAAUCUGUUACACAACAUAUUCCAUACUUCACACAUUCCUGUUGGACAGAGUAAUAAAUUUUAUUUUCAUGUUCCUCUUAGGAUAAGAAGUGCCCUUGUACAGCGUACACUUAGCUGUCCAUCAGGUUCCCUAAAGUCGCCAGUAUCAGGUGACUGUAAACCUAUCUGCAAUGUACGCGGACAGCCAUUUAUAAAAGGCAUACGUAGCAACGCCUUUGGUAUCAAGCAAAAUAAAAUUUUUCAGAUUGUUAAUAGGAGAAGGAAGUUUCACUGCGGUUGCCAAUACAGCUGUCGUAAAGAAGGUAAAUGUAGGUGGUCUUUGGCAUUUUUGGACUUUGGUUGGACGUACGCCAUCGCUAUUUGUAGAUCAUUCCAGACAGUUCUCAGCUUAGUUCUUUUGGCGUAGAGCGAGCAGUGUGUUUCGACCUGACCCAGCAUCAGAAAGCGCCAAUGACAUGCUGUCCGCGCUACCUCGCAGAUAAGUUGUCAUACCUGUUGAUCUCGCGGCGACACCCCAUUCCUACAGUCGAAAUUUAUGUGAUGUCUGUGAAAUAGGCGACUCAUGUUGCUUCCAAAUACUUUGUACAUUUCAUUUGACUAAAUAUAUCA
Molecule: messenger RNA, 4884 nt
Organism: Schistocerca nitens (vagrant locust)
Lineage: Eukaryota; Metazoa; Arthropoda; Insecta; Orthoptera; Acrididae
Product: ras-related and estrogen-regulated growth inhibitor-like
Exons: 7
Coding region: 330-1013 (227 amino acids)
Molecular function (GO): GTPase activity; GTP binding
Source: RefSeq, a predicted model, not a curated record